Messenger RNA from Ricinus communis (castor bean), 1680 nucleotides. RefSeq names its product homeobox-leucine zipper protein HAT4. Gene Ontology annotation, cellular component: nucleus. Lineage: Eukaryota; Viridiplantae; Streptophyta; Magnoliopsida; Malpighiales; Euphorbiaceae. Gene Ontology annotation, biological process: regulation of DNA-templated transcription. The transcript is spliced from 4 exons. Gene Ontology annotation, molecular function: sequence-specific DNA binding; DNA-binding transcription factor activity, RNA polymerase II-specific. The record is from RefSeq and is a predicted model, not a curated record. The coding region runs from base 307 to 1245 and encodes 312 amino acids.
CACAUUACACACAUACACACACACACCCCACUCUCUCAUUUCUUUCUCUCUUUCCUUUCUAUAUAAUCUCCUCCCUACUCAACUCCACACCCCAUCCUCAUAACUCUUUCUUGUUUCUCUUUCCCUCUCUAAAGCUCAAAACUUAUACUCUCUUUCUCUCUCUUCAAAGCCAGUCCAAUAUCAAGAAAGAAGCCUUUCUCUGAUAUAUGUAUAUAUAGAGAGAGAGGUUUAAAGAAAGAAGUUCCUGAAAUCUACAUAUUAGGUUAUAUUGGUUUCUUGUUGGUAUCUUUUCCGCAAGAAAAGAAGAUGAGGGGGGAGAAAGAAGAUUUGGGUUUGGGCUUAAGCUUGAGUUUUCCUCAAAACUACAGUUCUUUGCAGCUUAAUCUCAUGCCUUCUUCUGCUAAUUCUUCUUCUCCUUCUGCUUUUAAUCCUCAAAAGCCUUCAUCAUGGAAUGAGACCUUUCCUUCUUCAGAUCCAAGCACUGAUCCUUGCCGUGCCGAAACAAGAUCAUUCUUGAGAGGAAUCGAUGUGAAUAGGCUACCAGCAACAGCUGAUUGCGAAGAGGAAGCAGGCGUAUCAUCACCCAACAGCACGAUAUCAAGUGUAAGUGGAAAGAGAAGUGAGAGGGAAGGGAUUAAUGGGGAAGAACAUGAGCAUGACAUGGAAAGAGCUUCUUCUCGUGGAAUCAGCGAUGAAGAAGACGGUGACACUUCAAGAAAGAAGCUUAGGCUAUCUAAAGAUCAGUCUGCUAUUCUGGAAGAAAGCUUUAAGGAGCAUAACACUCUCAAUCCAAAGCAAAAGUUGGCAUUGGCUAAGCAGUUGGGGUUGAGGCCACGACAAGUGGAGGUGUGGUUUCAGAACAGAAGGGCAAGGACCAAGCUGAAGCAGACUGAGGUUGACUGUGAGUUCUUGAAGAGAUGUUGUGAGAAUUUAACAGAAGAAAACAGACGGUUGCAAAAAGAAGUUCAGGAGCUGAGAGCACUGAAACUUUCCCCACAAUUCUACAUGCAAAUGACCCCACCAACCACUCUUACCAUGUGCCCCUCAUGUGAGCGUGUCGCGGUCCCACCAACUUCAUCAUCAACCGUAGAUCAUCCGAGGCCCCACCAUCAGAUGGGUCCUACUACACAGCAUCACCACCACGGCCAUCACCACCAUCGGCCCAUGCCCAUCAACCCAUGGGCACCAUCAGCUACCCCCAUCGCACAAGGAGGACCGUUUGAUGCCCUACGUCCUCGAUCGUAAUUAUAAGCGACUAAACAAGGUCAUUUUGGUCAUUUUGUAGGGACAUAUCAAAUAUGAAUGACCCUAUUUUAGGAAAAGGUUGUUGGAAUGUGUAGUAUAUUAAGGGAGGCAAGGAAGAGUUGUAACAGGGUAGCAAUUUGCAUUUUCUUGUAUUCAAAGUCUUUAUUAUUUUUUAUUUUUUAGGGUCUAAGAUAUGGUUGUUGUAAGGUGUGAUUUGGUGGGUCUUCAUGUUUUGUAUUAUUGACCCAUCAAUCUCUCCCCUUUCAGAAGGGUUGACAUAUAAUUAGUUUAAUUUUUUUUUAGUGCUAAUUAAUACUAAAUCCCUCUUCAGCCCCUUCCCAACCUCUCAACUUUUGUUGAGAAUGGGUAAAAGCAAAGAGGAAUUCGAAUGUAAAGUGCAAUCUCUAAUUAAUGAAUUUAUUAAUUUAACUACCA